AUGCCAGACAUGUACACUUUCCAGAGCCCAAAUUCGGCUAUAAAAUCAGAGAAUGGAUCUACACCUCGAUUCACGCCAAACAUCCUUCCCUGCCGAAUUCACCAUGAUGGCCCAAUCGACUCCACGGACCGGUUCUGGACGCCCUUGACAGACGCGAAAGGUACAUACACCUCUACCUAUACAGACGAUUCUCUUAUAUGCAAUGGAAUCCUUAUUGAUCUUGUCAAUCUAGAUAACACCCAUUCAUCAUACUUCCGCGGCCGCAAACUUCGAGGCCGUCGCGUCGCGAUCCCAGAGGGAUACACAGGAAUUGUCGCGACACCCACAGAGCGCGUCUCCCAACAACCAGUCAAGAACUCAUCGGCAGAAGACGAUGUAGCAGAGCUUGAAGAGCCCGCCAAGGUACUCGAGAUGCAGGGUGGGUUCGAUGAUAUAAUGGUCUGGGGACAUGAGGUUCUUCCUGCGGCAGAUGAUCCCUAUGUUAAGGGCAUUGAGGAGUGGGUGCGGUUUGCUGAGACGGUAUGUACAUCUGCUUGUUCUUAA
Penicillium atrosanguineum is the source of this 543-nucleotide messenger RNA. RefSeq names its product ribonuclease H2 subunit C. Gene Ontology annotation, biological process: RNA catabolic process. NCBI's taxonomy places the organism in Eukaryota, Fungi, Ascomycota, Eurotiomycetes, Eurotiales, Aspergillaceae. The coding region runs from base 1 to 543 and encodes 180 amino acids. Gene Ontology annotation, cellular component: ribonuclease H2 complex. The transcript has a single exon. The record is from RefSeq and is a predicted model, not a curated record.